AUGGCCAAUCGAGUGAGGCUUUUUUUGUGGUGUUUACUGCUUCCGCUGCUGCGACAUGGAGGUCAGGUCCUGUCACCGUUGCCGGUGCGUGUUCUGCCGUACGACCAGUGCGAGAGGCCAACGGGAUCCAGGACGGUGCACUUCGCUCGACAUGGCCAAGCGGAGCACAACGUGGCACUGGCUCAAGGAAGAUCUGCGCCACAACAUGUGGAUUCUAGGCUGACGAAAUGUGGCGAGGAACAGGCAGCGGGCAUUGCGAGGACAUUGGAGAAAGAUGCUGACUGGCCCGAUAUCGUUCUAACAUCGCCUUUGAGGCGCUGCUUGAGAACAGCCCUUCUGGCCUUCCGGCCGAAGGUUGGUUGUGUUUUGGCUCUCGAGGAACUCCGCGAGCUGGUUUCAGCGUCGCCGCACAACUCACGCCGCCCUGUUGAAGAGCUGAAGAUGGAGUUCCCUCAGGUAGAUUUCUCCCGCAUCUCGACGACUCAUGAUGGAGUAUGGCACCAAGAUAUGGAUCGCGAGUCGAGGCAGUCGUGUGCAAAGCGAGCCCGGCGAUUUCUUCGGAGAAUCCAUGCAGAGGAGCCGAUUUGCUCUGCAGCAAAAUUGGCGGCCUCUCUUGAUGGCAGCAUGGGAGGACACGGAAGUUUCAAGGGUCCCGGUCCUGUUGGAAGGCCUGGUGCUAAUCCGAUCCUGACAUAUCCAAAAGAUGCACCCUUAUUCGAGAGAAACUUCCGGACAUGGUGGUCACAAGGCGAGCUGCGCUCGGUGGCUUUACAGCCCACAUGGUCCUCAUCUUGA
This is a messenger RNA of Symbiodinium sp. CCMP2592, 795 nucleotides long. Lineage: Eukaryota; Dinophyceae; Suessiales; Symbiodiniaceae. The record is from the annotation of a GenBank genome assembly.